AUUACACUGUACAAUUAUUGAAUCAAUUAUCAGAUUUUUCUUUAUUUUAACUCUCCACAACUAACAACAAUGGAUCAACAAGAAAAAUUUGAUAUAGUUCAUGUUAAAAAAAUGGAACGUAUUGAUUCACGUUCAUUUUUUAUUGAUAAUGGAUCAUGGGAAAAUUGUGAUUUUUAUUUUCUUCAUAUAUCAAAUUUUUGGCCAAAAAAUCAACAACAAUAUAUACCGUAUCAAAAAUGGCCAGAAAAUGGAUCGGAUUAUGCAUUGGCUAUUCGUUUACCGAUAAUAUGUGCAAGUUGUCGUCGUCGUCGUCGUAGUCGUCGUAUUGUUCAACAAAAUGAAACAGAUCAUUUUACUAAUCAAUUACAAAAUGAUUUUAUAACAAUUCCAUUCAAUCAUAUUAGUGAUAUUACAUCACAGGAUGAAUGUAAAAUUGUUUUUACUCUUCACGCAAAAAAUUUAUCAUAUACAAUUGAAUUUUCUAAUGAUAACAAAGUUAAUUUUUUAUUACAAACAAUUGUUGAAAAUAUUCAUUGUUUUGUAUGGGAUCCAUUAACCAAUCAUGUUAAACGUAAUUAUUUUGUAGUUAAUCAAAAUUCAUGGAUAGUAUAUGAUCAUCGAAGUAAAAUUGAAAAAGAUGAAUAUGAUUAUAAUUCUAGUGCAAAUUAUUGUCGUCAAUCUAAAAUUGGUCAAUCGAAAAGUCAACCACCACGACCACCUACACCAUUUCAACGACAAUUGAAUAUGGAUCCGGAAAUAUCAAGAGCAGCAACAACACCAAUACCGUCAUGUUCUACGGCUAAUCUAAUGCCGCAAACAAAUGCGAUCAAUAAUGAUGAUGAUGAGGAUAAAAACACUGAAACAAACGAUGAAGUUCCCUUUUGGGAUGGUGAUGAAUUUGAUGAUUUUGAUGAUAUUGAAUACAAUUAUGAGGAUUUGGAUCUAUCUGAUGAAGAUGUCGAUCCGCCAGAACCAUUUCAUUAUGAAUCUGGCGAUGAUUCUGACAUCUGGAAUUGAUGAUGCCUUUUAAGUGAUUUUUUUUUCUUAUAUUCUUAUAUUUUAAUAUCAAUAAAUAAUUUUUUUCAAUUACAAA
Messenger RNA from Dermatophagoides pteronyssinus (European house dust mite), 1093 nucleotides. RefSeq lists its product as uncharacterized. NCBI's taxonomy places the organism in Eukaryota, Metazoa, Arthropoda, Arachnida, Sarcoptiformes, Pyroglyphidae. The record is from RefSeq and is a predicted model, not a curated record.